This is a messenger RNA of Chara braunii, 1154 nucleotides long. The record is from the annotation of a GenBank genome assembly. NCBI's taxonomy places the organism in Eukaryota, Viridiplantae, Streptophyta, Charophyceae, Charales, Characeae.
UUGAAAUCAUCGAGUCUGUGUGGAGGGAUGCAGGGAGGAGAAGGUAUCAUGGCAGCGGUCCGAAUGGAGGAAGGCGAACACCAACGCGGUGCUCGCUCUCCCCCUCCCGACGCAGGCGGUGACAGGGAUGAGGACGAGAGACUCAGAGAGUUGAUGCGUCUAUGUUAUGAAGAAGGGAUUAUGCCCCCGAACAUAGACCCUGGGGAGAUGACAGUGGAUGGAAGAGAAGUAAGGUUUAAAGUCAGUGAGCGGAUCGAUCGUGUGAAGAUCGCUUGGUUAAAGGAACACACCGUGACGGUAAUUUUCCGUGAACGGGCGAGGUUCCUCCCUAAGCGAGUUAAAGAUGACAUCGUCCGGGCUUUCGAAGAUGAUAAAGUUCGGGAUGGGAGUUUUGAGGCGGAGAAUUUGCGACAUGGGAGAGUUAAGGUGGAGAGCCCUAACGUGGUCUCCUACGUUGCUAAAUCCAGAUCAAUUGCGGCUUGGAUGGUGACCAAGGGACACGAAGAAAUCACAAUCGGCUGUGAUACCUACAAGCUGGAAUUCAAACCUUGGAUGUCGGAGGCGCAACUCCGUGACCAACAACGAGAAGAGGAUGAACUCACAUUCUGGAUUAUAGCGGUUCAAGUACCCCUCGAUUCAUUCUUCUACUUGGAGGCACAGGUGGCGAGGGCGAUUGGUCCAAUAAUUCGAACGCAUCCAACGGAGCCAGACCAUCUCAAACCCUCACUCGUGAACAUCAAGUUUGAUAUUGACCCAACUUCUCGUCCUAAUAUGAAGGAUAAAAUUUGGGUUAUCACUUCGGAGGGUGAUGAGUUGGAAGUGAAGCUGACCUCCUCGGCAACCCCGAGGUGUCGGCGUUGUUGAGCCUUCUUCCAUACGGAGAACGAGUGUCGGCGGGGGACGGGACAACAACAACAGAAUCAAUCCAGAAGCGGUGGCCAAGGGAUGUCGUCGAAUCAAGGAUACCAGGGCCCAAUGGGCCCCUUGGGUCUCUCCCCUUCACUGGCAGCACUUCAUAUCGAUACAUCUAAUACUCCAGUCGGUGGCCAACCUUUCGUCAGUUCUCACCAUAAUCCUAUGUUCUCUCCAUUUCAACAAACUGUCUCAGCUGCAGGCUCAGACGGCCAAGUCAACAAUCAAAGCAUAAGUAAAAC